AUGGCUCUUGGGAGUGUGGACGGUCAUGUCAAAGGUGCCAAAGUGGAGCUGGCGCAGGUUAAAGAGCGCAGCGUUGACGUAGCCAGGCUGCAGGUUGAAGUUGGCGGCGUGGCCGUACUUGCCCUGGCGGGGGUGCAGGUCGAGAUACAGGUAGCCGACGAAGCCUUCUCCCUCGGAGGCAUCGUCCCAGACGCUAAAGAUGAUGACGUCCUCGUGCCAGGCGAUGUCCUCGCCCUUGCCCGUGGGGCUCAGGGCCUUGCGGUCCUCAGGCUUGAGCUCAACAAAGACGAAGCCCAGCAGCUCCUCAAAGAUCUUGAGCAUGCCGGCAAUCGUCGAUGUGAUGGGGAAGUACUCGGCAAUCUUGUUCUCGUCGAUGCUGUAUUCCUUCUCAAUCAUCAAGCGGUCGUAGAACUUGUGGUCCCAGAGGUAGUAGUUGCCGUCGUUGGCAACCCCCCGGGCCUCGGUAUCGGCCUUCUUGAGCUCCAGGAGGUGCUCGACCUCCUUGGCGCCACCGGCCGUCAAGCGGGAGCGGAGGUCGCCCAAGAAGUCGGUGACGGUUUUGGUGGUCUUGGCCAUCUUGUCCUCGAUUCGGAGGGAGGCGUGGUCAGGGUACCCGAGCAUGCGGGCAGCCUCAUCACGGAGGAUGAUGGCCUCCUUGAACAGAGGGACGUUCUGGUUGCACUUGUUCUCGUUCUGGAUGAAGACCUUGCGCCUCGUAUCGGGGUUCUUUGCGAACUUGAGGGUGGGGAAGAGGUCGGGGUACUUGAAAGAAAGCUUGAGCUUGCCCUCGUUCUCGCCGGUGCCCUUCUCCAACCCAUCAAGGACAUCCUGGUGCACACCGUCCAGCUCCUCGGGCGUGAACCAGAUGCCGCCAUUCUCCUCGUUGAGGUUCUUCUGGAACUCGAUCUGGAUCUGACUAAGGCGCUUCUUGAUCUCCUUGAAGCGAUCGCGCUGGGGUCCGGCAGGCAGACCCAGGCCCAUCUUGACAUAGUUCUUGUAGUCCUUCUCGAGCAAACGCAGGCUCUCCGGGUCCAGGCCCUCCGAGUCCUUCUUCUUGUAGAUGGCCUCAAUCAGCUUGUACACAUCCUCCCUCAUGUUCACUUCGAUGGAGAACUCGUCCAUGAUGGUGUCGGCCUGGGUCGAAGCCUCGCGCAGGGCGGCGUCGCUCGAGACGUACUGGUAGAAGCCCAGGAUGCGUGUCGACAGUCCGCUCUCGUUCUCGUCCUUGGCAAUGGGUCGCAUGACAUUGUCGAAGCUGGCCUUGUCGACGGGGACCUCGGCGACGAGCUUGUCGAGCAGGGCCCGGGUCUGGUCGCAGAUCUUCUUGGAGUCGCCGACGAUGGACUCCUUGGUGCCCGUGAAGACGGGGGGCGCCUGGGGCGGGGACUUGUACUUGUCGGGGACCAUGGUGCUAGUCAUCAAGGGGCGGUAUGUCGAGGUGGCAGGUGUGGCGAAGAGGGGGACCUGCACUGGUUUGAAGCGCAGCUGGGCGAAGAGAGAAGUGAUUCUCGGGACUGCUCUGGGGGCCGCCAGGAUGAGGGCUGUGACGAGGAAUAUGAGGAGAAAGGCGAAGGAGAGGAGGGGUAG
Colletotrichum spaethianum is the source of this 1587-nucleotide messenger RNA. RefSeq lists its product as uncharacterized. The record is from RefSeq and is a predicted model, not a curated record. The coding region runs from base 1 to 1587 and encodes 528 amino acids. Lineage: Eukaryota; Fungi; Ascomycota; Sordariomycetes; Glomerellales; Glomerellaceae. The transcript is spliced from 2 exons.